GAAUAAAGCUCAUAUACGAAAACUCAUCCAAACGGUCAAGAACUACUGAUAAGAAUGGAGCCUAUGUAUAUACCGCUCAUACUCAUUGUAUUGCUCUAUUCUCUUUACUAUUACUUCACAAGGACUUUCAAUUACUGGAAGGACCGAGGUGUCGUUGGACCAGAGCCAGUGCCACUAUUCGGUAAUAUCAAAAGAGCUGCACUUCGUUACGAAAAUGUAGGGGAAACUAUGGCUAAUAUUUACCAUCAGUAUCCAGACGAGAAAGUGGUUGGAGUGUUCAGAAUGACAACACCGAAUCUUUUACUAAGAGAUCUGGAGAUUAUUAAGCAUAUAAUGAUUAAAGACUUCGACGAGUUCUCCGACCGUGGAGUUGAAUACAGUACAGACGGUCUGGGCAAAAAUUUGUUUCAUGCAGACAGUGAGACUUGGAGGAUACUCAGAAAUCGAUUCACACCAAUAUUUACAUCGGGAAAAUUAAAGAAUAUGACGUACCUAUUGACCGAACGUGGUAACCGGUUUAUUAAAUACGUUGAAACCAUUACCCGUAAUCAGAAAGAACAUAGAAUCCACACCCUUGUUCAGAGGUACACCAUGUCUACCAUAGCAGCCUGUGCCUUUGGUAUAGACAUCGAUGACAUCACGGACAACAAUCCAUUGAUUAAAACCCUCCACAAAAUAGACCGAGAUGUGUUCACCUUAAACUUUGCUCUGGAAUUAGAUAUGAUGUAUCCGGGUCUGUUCAAGAAAUUAAAUUUGUCCAUCUUUCCUAAAUAUGUCAAUGAUUUUUUUCAUGAUUUGACAAGAACAGUUACCAAUGAGAGACAGGGUAAGCCGUCAGGUAGGAGAGACUUCAUGGAUUUAAUUUUAGAGAUAAGAGAACAAAAAGAACUCCCAUCGCUAAAGAGAAACGAAAGCGAUGAUCAAACGCAUCUAGAGAUAUCUGAAAGUAUUAUUGCCGCACAGUCUGCAGUAUUUUUCGCUGCAGGAUACGAAACUAGUGCGACUACAAUGAGUUAUCUUUUAUAUCUGUUGGCGAAAAAUCCACAUAUUCAAGAAAAACUACAUGAAGAAAUAGAUAAAACUCUUGAAAAUCAUGACGGUGAAUUGACUUAUGAUAUAGUCAACAACAUGCCAUAUUUGGGUAAAGUGUUUGAUGAGACACUCCGUUUAUUUCCUCUUGCAGAGCCGUUACAACGUAAUGCAAAAUCUGACUAUAAAAUACCUGGCACCGAUAUUGUUGUUAAGAAAAAUCAAAUGGUAUUAAUUUCACCUCGUGGUAUUCAUCACGAUCCUAAAUAUUAUCCGAACCCAGAAGUGUUUGAUCCUGAGAGAUUUAAUCCUGAAAUUGCGGCUGCAAGGCAUCCUUGCGCAUACAUGCCUUUCGGAGUUGGCCCAAGAAAUUGUAUUGGUAUGCGUUUCGCUAAAUUACAGUCCAGGAUAUGUAUCAUCAAGUUGCUGUCACAAUUCCGGGUAGAACCGUCAGAGAACACGCUGAAGGAAAUGAAGUUCGACCCAAAAAGGAUUGUCCUGUCGCCAUCUGACGGGAUUUUACUGAACAUAGUGCGGAGAAAAUAAAUACAUAUCAUUUGUUUUAAUGUUACGCACCAAGUUUUAUUAAAAUUACCACAAAAACUCUCUUUAAA
Molecule: messenger RNA, 1643 nt
Organism: Galleria mellonella (greater wax moth)
Lineage: Eukaryota; Metazoa; Arthropoda; Insecta; Lepidoptera; Pyralidae
Product: cytochrome P450 6B2-like
Exons: 2
Coding region: 55-1575 (506 amino acids)
Molecular function (GO): iron ion binding; oxidoreductase activity, acting on paired donors, with incorporation or reduction of molecular oxygen; monooxygenase activity
Source: RefSeq, a predicted model, not a curated record